AUGGGUUAUGGAGUAUUCCUAUGUAGACGCAUGUCCUCUUCUUCUCCUUCUUCUUCUAAAGCUGAAGAAUCGUUCAGAAAGAUUGAUGCUUUUGGAAAUGUUGCUGAGGAACUUGUCCCUGAGAAAUCUGUAGAAGCAAUGGCCACUAAAGUCUCUGUUAUCGAUGAGUGUACUACUACAGCAAUUGAAAACUUCUCUUCCCCUGAGGGCUACGUGUACUAUGUGAUUAAUGGAAUCCAUGAGCUUACCGGCUUCAACUGGUGGAUGUCAAUUGUUGUAACUGCUUUUCUGGUUAAUGGACUCAUGUCACCACUCACUCUGCUGAUUCAGAGACAAGCUUGGGAGCUACAAAUUUAUGGAAAAAGCAUUAAGGAGGUGAUGAGAGUGAUACAAACUUGUGAUCCUAAAGCUCUGCCUAAAUACAAAAAAUGGGAAGCAGAUUGGAUGGAAAAGUUCGCAGAACGUUGCUUGUCUUUCCUGCCACUAGUCUUUCUUCAUACAUUCAUCACCAUCAGCUUCUGCAAUGGGAUCAGUGCCAUGGCCAAGAAAAUCCCUCAUCUUUCAAUUCCAGACAGCCUCUACGUCUUGCUUCUGGUGACAAGCUUAACUUUCUGGUUGACAUCACAGAUCCCGCCCACAAACAGGACAAAUGUUUUAUCAAGAAUGAAGAAACUCCCUUUGGUUCUCAUCCUCUGCAUCGCCUUCCAAGCUGUGUAUCAAUUUGAACCGGCAGUGUACAUUUACAUGAUCCCAUCUAGGAUAUAUAUCUAUGCACUAUUCCUAAUGAUGAGACCGAGGCAGAUAAUAAAGCUGAGAAGGGGACUGGGGUGGCCAGUGACGGCCUCAGAGCAGGAAAGGAUCAUGGCAAGAGUGAUGAGUCUUUUGAGAGAAUUGACUGACGUGUUGAAGAAGAAAGACAAGAACUGA
Microthlaspi erraticum is the source of this 927-nucleotide messenger RNA. The record is from the annotation of a GenBank genome assembly. Lineage: Eukaryota; Viridiplantae; Streptophyta; Magnoliopsida; Brassicales; Brassicaceae.